This is a messenger RNA of Phycodurus eques (leafy seadragon), 2382 nucleotides long. RefSeq names its product TruB pseudouridine (psi) synthase family member 2 (gene trub2). Gene Ontology annotation, molecular function: RNA binding; pseudouridine synthase activity. The record is from RefSeq and is a predicted model, not a curated record. The transcript has 8 exons. The coding region runs from base 513 to 1457 and encodes 314 amino acids. Gene Ontology annotation, biological process: RNA processing; pseudouridine synthesis. NCBI's taxonomy places the organism in Eukaryota, Metazoa, Chordata, Actinopteri, Syngnathiformes, Syngnathidae.
GUCUCUCACCCGGAAACUGUGCCCGGAAACAACCAAGAUGGGGACGCCACCGCCAUUAAGUGUGAAUAAAGUGUUUUAAAAAAAUGUUAGGUGUACCAACAGGCAGACAAUAACAAGCCAACGUGUGUUCGGUUGAUAAAUAUUGUGGUGUUGUAGGCAAAACGAGACAAGGUCAUAUACGUCUCACCGCGCUGAAGGAGUCUAAAAUCGAAAUAAAAAUAAAUAUCUUACGUGAGCACGUUCACCUCGUUUGCAGUUGUUGUGGACAGUUAUCAAAGGUAAAUAUACACUCCACUACAAUACAAUACGACGUUGACAACAUUACAGCGGAUCAAAGUGUUAUAUCGCAACCGGUACUGCAGGGGCGCUGUGUCGAACAGCCGCUUUCUAGCGCUAGCCAAACUGUAAACACAUGCGCAGUCGUUCACGACGUGCUAUUCUCCGCCCACUCGCUUUCGAGGCAUGUUUGGGCCUCUAAAACUAGACAUGCUUCAUUAAAUUUGUGUUAAACAAUGGCUACUCCCGCUGUUCGUGUUUUCCGAAGGUUAGAGGGUUUGUUUUGCGUUUACAAACCUGCUGGUGUCCCAUGGAAGCUCGUGAGGGACAACAUCGAGACCAAGCUGCUCAAAGGUUUAGAUGCUUUGCCAUCGCCGCCUCUUCCUGAGCAGAUCCGGUUUUUGUCACCACCAGGCGGUGACACCAUUUCACCCAAGGGGGUGUCAGCAGCCUGUGUCCCGGUCCUGUCCAAACACCCUUUGGUAACUGGGCCUGAAUUCCAGCAUAUUCGAGUUGGUGUCGGGCAUCGUUUGGAUACAUUUUCCUCCGGUGUAAUGGUUCUCGCUGUUGGGAAUGGAAACAAGGCUCUGAAUGACCUCUACAACAACAAAGUCACAAGGGACUACACGUUGGAGGGCGAGUUUGGGACUGCUACAGAUGAUUUCUCCCACACGGGACGAGUUGUGGAACAAUCCACUUAUGAUCACAUCACGCAAGAUAAGAUGGAGAAAGUUCUGGCAAUGCUGCAGGGAGCAAAUCAAAAGGCUUUGUUAACGUAUGCCAACGUAGACAUGCGGUCACAGGAAGCCUACGAGAUGGCUGUGCAAGGUGCACUCGGUCCAGAGGGGAAGUCGCCGCCUAUUUUGACAGGUCUGAGGUGCAUUCGCUUCCAGCCUCCUCACUUCACUCUGGAGGUCCAGUGCCUGAACGAAACACAGAAAUAUCUGCGCAAAGUGGUGCACGAGAUCGGACUGGAGCUGCGCAGCACGGCCAUUUGCAAGGGAGUUCGGCGCACCAGAGACGGCACCUUCACGCUGCAGGAUGCCCUCAUCCGCCACCAGUGGACGCCCGCUGAGGUCACGCGUGCUGUCCGAAAGUACCACGCCGCUAAGAAAAACAGACUAACAAUCAAACAACCACCUCAGUCCUCCGUGAGACCAGAAGCAACUGAGUUAAGCUAAGAUGGGAAGGACACCUGACAGUCCCGAGAUAAGAAUCUCUAGUGUUGUUGGUCGCAUUGUCAACAUUUUCUUGUUCCAAAAGCUUCCUUGUGAUGAAGGCAUUGCAUUGUUGUCAUGCACUUCAUACCUGCAAGAGAACGGUGCUGGCUUGUCAGGCAGGAAGAAUGCCCACAAAGACACAAAUGAACGACAAGAACAAGAAGCUGUUUGUCGUCUGGAGCUUUAUUAAGCAGCGUUUCACAAUGCAAGUAAAACAAUUUACGCAGCUGUUUGUGUUGUUUGUCAGUCAAAUUAUAAAUUGACCAGCAUCUGACAACACUUUGAUUACCUAAAAGUAAACAUUACAUUUCACAGCAUUGUAAUACAUUUACAACCUAAUAAACGUUAAGUAUUACUCUUGUCAAUCACAACAGUAUACAACAUCCAUCCAUUUUCUGAGCCGCUUCUCCUCACUAGGGUCGCGGGCGUGCUGGACCCUAUCCCAGCUAUCAUCGAGCAGGAGGUGGGGUCCACCCUGAACCGGUUGCCAGCCAAUCGCAGGGCACAUAUAAACAUACAACCAUUUGCAAUCACAUUCACACCUACGGGCAAUUUAGAGUUGCCAGUUAAGUAUACAACACUAUUUGAUUUAUAGUCCUUUGGCAUAGUUUUACUACUACUGUGUGUUUGUAACGCUAUUUGUGAUCGAUUUUGACCACUUUUUUUCCUUACAAAUAUUGUAAAAAAAAUGCUGUUACGAGAUCCAUAAAACAUCAUCUGGUCAUCUACCACCAUGCAUUUCUAGCGACAUGGAACUUGGUAGAAGCGGAUAUUGUAAUUAAAGUUAUUGUAUUGAGAGCUCAUUAGAUUGUGCAUGUGUACCUAAUAUUGUGACCAGAUGUUUUUUUCCCGUUUUCUUUUACCUAAAUAAAUUCCUCCCCAGAUG